Molecule: messenger RNA, 928 nt
Organism: Maniola jurtina (meadow brown)
Lineage: Eukaryota; Metazoa; Arthropoda; Insecta; Lepidoptera; Nymphalidae
Exons: 6
Coding region: 115-747 (210 amino acids)
Source: RefSeq, a predicted model, not a curated record
GACGUCAAACCAAGCCAACCAAGCAGUCGGUAUUUUUUCAGAUUUUAUUUUCUAAGAAAAACAGUAUUAAUUAAAAUUUUGAGUGAAGAAUGUCUUUCCUAACAGAAUAUUUCGAUGAGUAUCGGCCACAUCCCAUUCGGAAAACUAAAAUGUGCCGCCCUGAAAACAGAUGGGCGAAACUGGAGGGGAAAUGGCUGGACCCGCGAGUGGGCUCGGAAGAUGUUAGUGAAAGUAUGGUCGGAGGAGGAAAUCGAGCAGUUCAUCAAGGACACGAUGAGGAGUCUGCGCGGACAGUCCACCUACUACAACGACUACUGUGCUCAUCUGUCACCUGAAUUCAAAACCAGACCAUUCAAGCCCCGAGAGAAGAAACGCCGGCCGUGUAAGCCUGAGGAUGUGGUGGUGGAGGAGACGACUCUACCGCCUGCUCCCAAACUUGCCAUCAAGGAUACAGAGCUGAUGAAGGUAGCUCGCGAACUGUACGAGCGGGACAUGGACAAGCCUACCCUGGAACCACUGCCUACACAUCCAAGGAUCCUCGGCUACGUCCGACCGUCUCUAUACAAAACUGGAAUUAGCGAAUACCAGCAAAGCGUAGCACGUUUGGCGUACGAAAUGAUUCGCGAUGAUCGCUUGCCACGCUACUACGCGCACAACGGCUGCCGGCCGCGGUGGGCACUGCCGCCUGAGGGCGUCAGGCAACCAGAGCUCGACGUAGCUCCUUAUGAUGGAGAGAGAUUGUACUGACAGAGUUAACGGCUGAAAAUCUGAAACCAGUUGGUUUUACGCCAAGAAGAAAUCUAUAUGGUUACGAGACAUCGCAUCGGUGCUCUUAGGUACUUUAUUUUUUGUAGACCUGUAUUUUUGUGCCAAUCAUGUUUUUUUACAUUAUUUUUGUUUACAAAUAAUAAAUUUACUAUUUAAUGAA